AUGAAACUCAACCUCUUCCCCCCCGGCACCCCCCUCCAAGCAGCAAUAUGGUCUGCGUGUGGGAUGGCUUUUAUUCUUUUCGGCUACGACCAAGGCGUGUUCUCCGGAAUAAUCGAAAACCCCUCUUUCCUACGCACCAUGUCGCACCCCAACGACAGCCUAACCGGGAUCAUCGUAUCCAUCUACAACCUGGGAUGUUUCUUCGGCUGCGUGAUUAAUUUCCUUCUUGGGGAUUGGUUAGGAAGACGGAGGGCGAUGUGGGUUGCUAUGGUUUGGGUUAUCGUAGGUGCAGUGUUGCAAUCUAGUGCGUUUAGCAUCCCCCAUCUCAUGAUCGGUCGCUUCGUGACGGGCCUCGGAACAGGCAUCGAGACAUCCACGGUGCCCAUGUAUCAGGCGGAAUUGUGUGAGGCGAGGAAGAGAGGGCGGAUGGUGUGUAGUGAGCCGUUGUUGGUGGGGGUGGGGAUUGUGAUUAGUUAUUUCUUCGACUAUGGGAUGAGUUUUGUGGGUGGGGAGAUUGCUUGGAGGUUGCCGAUUGCGUGUCAGAUUGUUUUUGCUUGUGUGGUUAUUGUGUUGGUUUUUGGAUUGCCCGAGUCACCCAGGUAUUGUUAUAAAGAAGGGAGGAAUGAAGAGGCGCUGCAGAUCCUGAGUGAUGUGUAUGGACGGCCAAAGGACGAUCCGACGAUUUUGGCGGAGCAGGAGGAGAUUCUCGAGGCGAUUGCGGUGGAGACGAAACAUGGGGGGUAUAAAUGGAGGAAUAUCUUCAAGCCGGAUGAAGUUUCAACAGGGCACAGAGUGCUUCUCGCGUAUGGCAUGCAAUUCAUGAACCAAGUUGGCGGCAUCAAUCUAGUAGUAUACUAUAUCCCUACCGUUCUCAACACCAACGUCGGUCUCAGCAAAAACCUCUCCAAUCUUCUCGGAGGCUGCGUCCAAAUCAUGUUUGUCGUCGGUAGUAUCUUCCCCACCUUUUUUGUAGAUCGAGUCGGACGCAGAGCACCCAUGAUCUGGGGGUCAUUCGGCCUGGGAAUCUGCAUGAUGAUGGUCGCCAUCCUGCUCAGCUUCAAAGGCCAUGCCAACGAACAUGCGACAUCUUCCGCCGCUGUCGCCUUCUUCUUCGUGUAUAUGCUCAUCUUUGGCGCCUCGGUCAAUUGCAUUCCCUGGUGUUAUGUCCCAGAGAUUCUGCCCCUACACGCACGCACCAAAGGAACGGCCGUCGGGAUAUCCUCGAACUGGAUCUGGAACUUUUUCGUCGUGAUGGUCACCCCCGUUAUCAUCAACCGGCUCCAAUGGAAAGCCUACCUCAUCUUCAUGUGCACCAACUUUGCCUUUGUCCCGCUGGUAUAUUUCUGCUAUCCCGAAACCGCCCGGUUGACGCUCGAGGAGAUCGACUACCUGUUCACCAAUCCGGGAAAAAGCGCAGUGCAGACCUCCAAAGAACUGGUGAAGCAGCGAAAGAAUGGAUGUGCGGGUCAGCGGGUUGGACACGAGAAGCAGAACGGUGAGGUUGCUGGGGUAUCCGAUGAGCAGGUCGAGCAGGUGUAG
Aspergillus sclerotioniger CBS 115572 is the source of this 1539-nucleotide messenger RNA. Its product is annotated as putative MFS sugar transporter. NCBI's taxonomy places the organism in Eukaryota, Fungi, Ascomycota, Eurotiomycetes, Eurotiales, Aspergillaceae. The transcript is spliced from 9 exons. Gene Ontology annotation, biological process: transmembrane transport; carbohydrate transport. The coding region runs from base 1 to 1539 and encodes 512 amino acids. Gene Ontology annotation, cellular component: membrane. Gene Ontology annotation, molecular function: carbohydrate:proton symporter activity. The record is from RefSeq and is a predicted model, not a curated record.